Hypanus sabinus (Atlantic stingray) is the source of this 4716-nucleotide messenger RNA. Its product is annotated as centromere protein R-like. The transcript is spliced from 7 exons. Gene Ontology annotation, cellular component: nucleoplasm. NCBI's taxonomy places the organism in Eukaryota, Metazoa, Chordata, Chondrichthyes, Myliobatiformes, Dasyatidae. Bases 14 to 499 code for a protein of 161 amino acids. Gene Ontology annotation, biological process: CENP-A containing chromatin assembly; regulation of DNA-templated transcription. The record is from RefSeq and is a predicted model, not a curated record.
GCAAAAUGUUAAAAUGGAACCGAAACGCCCAGUUAAACGGUCUCUCCAGUUAGAAAAAGGGUUUUUUUAUAUAUUUCUGCAGGAAGUAGAGAAAACACCAUGUAAGAAGAAACCCAAGAUUUCCAAGGAAAUGUUUUCGCCAGUCACUGGAACACAGCGACUUAGUCCUUAUACUCCCAGGGGUUCUCAUUUUAGGACAUACUCCGAUGCUCCAGAGUUGCAUACAGAGAAGACAAUGGUAUCCACAAGAGGGCAGCUGAAUUCAGACCAGAAAGAAUUAAAUAUAUUAAGGUCAAAGGUGGAGAAGUCUGUCUUGGUUAUCCAGUCAAUCAGAGAGAAACUGAGUGCUUUGAAGGCUUUAGAGAACACUAAAGAGUUUGGGUAUAUCAUUGGUGCCUGGAACAAGUCAAGUGACUUAGCCACUGAACUCUGCAGAAACAGGGAACUUAUGGCACAAGUUGAAAGAAGCAAAAGAACUGCUAAAGUUCAGGAGAGAUGAAACUGCAAAUCUUCAAAUUCACGUUUUAAUACAUUUUUUCACUAUCAUUCAAACCUGCAUAGCUGUUCUUUGUGAUGUAUUAAUAAUCUUUUUUCUUAAAAUUGUAGUUUGUUAAAAUGCUUUACAAUAAAAUGAAUUUCAUGUGUACUGUCUCCAAAGGGAUACUCCUGAAAUAAUCUUAUAUGCAGUAUAGUUAAAUUAAAAUAUCAAUUUUAUUUUUUAAAAGAAGUGUCAAUUAGGAUCAACAUUUGAAACAUCUUUUCUAACUAUCAUUCAGAUUGAAGUGAAACAUUCUUCAGAAAUCAAAACUGCAGAUGCUGGAAAUCUAAUAAGAGAAAACAAAACUGAGUUAAUGUUUCAGAACUGAUAAAGGGUUUUCAAUCUGAAAUGUUAACAUUCUCUUUCCACAGAUGCUACAAGGUCUAACUGAACCAUUUUCCCUUUCCUAAUGAUUUCACAUACAUUGUAUGCUAAGAACCCCCUGACUGUUCAAGUUUAGUUCACCUAUUUGUUACAAAAUAAGGUUGUUCUAUUCUGAGGUGCACGCAAUGCGAGUAUCCCUGUCUUUGAUAGUAAUUAAUCUAGAGUGUAUUUCAAAAGUAUUGUUUCCAUAGUCACCUAGAAUAGGAUUGCUUUAUUUUGUGCUCUCCACAAGUCCAGUCUAGUACUCCCCUGACAAAUGGGAUUCUGAUUAUCUUAUGUUAAAACAAUAAUUUUUAUCAUCCACUUGCACAAGUAUCUACUAGAAUCAUAGAAACUAAUUGCACAAGAGAAGAUCAUUUUGCUCAUUUCUAUGCAGGCCAAAUACAAACUUUUGCUUUAUCUCAGUUCCAAGUUCUUUGUCUAUAGCCUUGUCCCCACCCUCAUGGUUUUCUCAUUCAUCCAUGCAUCAAAUACAAGAAUGGGAGGUCAUGCUCAAACUUAACAAAAGUCAUUUACGCCAUAGCUGGAAUGCUGUGCAUGGUUAUGUUUGUCACGUUAAAGGAAGAAUAAAAUGGCACUACACUAGGUGCAAAGAAGAUUUAUGAAGAUGUUUCCAGGACUGGAGAUGAUUUCUGCUUCCACUACCUGUUCAGAUGUGAAUUCCAGUUCCCAAAAAUUUACCGUGUGAUACAAUUUUUUCCUUAGUCCUCUACUAAUUUACAUCUUAGUCCUUGAGUAACUAAGUACUCUACUGAUGGGAAAUGGGUCCUUUCUGUUUUUCUUAUCUAGAGCUCUGUAGUUUUACACUCCUUAAUUAAAUUUCCCCUUACUCUUUGUUCCAAAGGAAAAUUGCUUAUUCUCUCAUUACUGUAACAUUCUAGAUCUGGCAAAGUCAAAGUUUCACCUGCUUAAUAGCCCAACUUUUUUGUAUUCUACUUUACAUUAUGAAGCCAAAUCUUUUAUUGGCACCUUGAAACAGUAUUUGCAUCCACACUUGAACUUCAGCUGCAGCAUAUAAAAAUAACAUAUUCUUUUCCUUCAUGUAUGUAGAGAGCAUAUCAGGGUUUGCCUUGAUUUUUUCUACCAUUAUUUUUUCCAUUCACCUCUUUAUACUGUAUUCCUAACUUCUCAAUUUCACCCCUGUACUUUCAAGUGUUCUGCAGCACUGUGCUCAUUGUCUGUCCUCUUAUACUUUACCUGUCUGUUAAUGCCCAUGGGCAUCUAGAAUUGGGAAUUCUUUUCUUGGUUGUGGGUCUCAACAUCUUCUCAUUGAAAGCCUCCCAUGGCCCUGACAAUGAUUUGCCUUCAAGCAGGUGUUUUGGUCUAUUUUUUCUAAACCAGCUUAGUAAAAUUGCCUUUACCGACUAAGAACCUUUAGUCAAUCUAUCUUUGUCCAUUUUUUCAAUAACUCUGCUAAAUCUAGCCAGCCAUCUUUUUCUCUUGUCUGGAUUCAUUCCCCCUUUUCUUCAUUUUUGUGCUUAAGUUAAACUUAUAAGGUCCCAUUUGUUGAUGAUUGCAGGAUAAUCACUCCUGGUUUGGAAGAAGCAAUCAAAAAUUGGAAUUUUUUUCUUUUGAUCCCAAAUCAUCUGUUUAUUUAUGAUUCAAAAUGGCUGAUUCCUUGAGUUUAUUGGUAAAACUAGUUCCUUUGAUUGGUGAAACAACCUGGAGAUAAAUCUUAAUUCAUGCAACAUUUAAAGUCAUUGCCAUCAAGCACAGUAAACAGGCCCUUCAGCCCACCAUUUCCACACCAUCCUUGUACCUAUCUCCAAUCCCAUUUGCCAAUGUUGGGGCUGUAAUCUUAUCUCCCUUGGUAAUAAUUCAAGUGCUUUCCCUAAUCUGAUUAAGGGUUAAUAGAAUACACUUCCUCUAUACAAACUUAGGAGUUGUUUACAUGCAAUGCAGGAGGCUUUGGUGUCUUUUUCUUGUUAGAGUCUUCUUUUGCCAGCUAAUGAUUUUCUUUGCAUUUGAAACAUCUCACAGAGAAAAACAACCCAAGUAAAUGACUGCCUUUCACAUCCAUUCUCUUUUGGGAUCAGAAUGUCUUAUCACUGCCACUGGGAAAGCCACCAGAUCAAUAUGGACUUUGGAAUUGUCCAUAAAACAAUAAGACAUAGGAGCAGAAUUAGGUUAUUCAGCCCAUCGAGUCUGCUCCACCAUUCCAUCAUGGUUGAUCCUGGAUCCCACUCAAAUCCAUACACCUGCCUUCUCACCAUAUCCUUUGAUGCCCUGACCGAUCAGGAAAUGAUCAACUACUGAUAUAAUGGACUACUCCUCCACCGCAGUCUGUGGCAGAGCAUUCCACAGAUUCACUACUCUCUGGCUAAAAAAAAAAUUCCUCCUUACCUCUGUUCUAAAAGGUCACCCCUCAAUUUUGAGGCUGUGUCCUCUAGUUCUGGAUUCCCCCACCAUAGGAAACAUCCUCUCCACAUUCACCCUAUUUAGUCCUUUAAAUGUUCUGUAGGUUUCAAUGAGAUCCCCACUUAUUCUUCUAAAUUCCAGUGGUCCCAAUACUGACCCCUGAGGAACACCACUGGUCACCUGUAGCCAAACAGAAAAGGCCCUGUAUAUUCCCACGCUGCCUCCUGCCUAUCAGUCAUUCCUCUAUCCAUACCAUUCCAUAUCCAUUUCCUGUAUUGCCAUAGGAUUUUACCUUGUUAGGCAGCCUCAUGUGUGGCAUCUUAUCAAACGCCUUCGGAAAAUCCAAGUUAAUGACAUCCACUGCCUCUCCUUUGUCCAUCUGCUUGUUACUGCCUCAAGGAAUUCUAACAGUUUGUCAGGCAGGAUUUCCCUUUCCAGAAACCAUGCUGGCUUUGACUUAUUUUAUCAUUAGUCUCCGAGUAUCCUGGCCUAUAAUUACCUUUCUUUUGCCUUCCUCCCUUCUUAAACAGUGAAGUGAUAUUUGCCAUUUUCCAGUCCUCCGGGACCAUGCCAGAAUCAAGUGAUUUCUGUAAGAUCAUGACCAACGCAUCAGUUAUUUCUUUAGCAACCUCUCUCAGGAUUCUGGGAUGUAGUCCAUCUGCUCCAGGUGACUUAUCCACCGUAAGACUUUUGAGUUUGACUAGAACUUUUUCCUUUAUAAUAUCUGUAAAUACCGACAAAAGUCGUGUUUUUCUAAUAAGCUUUUCUCUUUAAGCAUUUCAAAACCAAAUAUGUAAUAAUAUUUUUGCUUGACUGCUUUAAAGCAAUUGCUAGGACUUCGAUGGAAACUCAGAUUUCUUAUUCUUGAGCCAUUCACUAUAGAUAUUGUAUAGCACUCCAUAAACAGAGAUUCUUUCCCAAUCAGUAGUGCCUGAUAAAACUUGCCUACUGUGGUAAAGAACAAACCAAUCUCCUUCCUGCUUCAGUGAAUUAUCUAAAAUUGUAAAUAAAUCUGAUCUUCAUUAGAUAGUAUAAUGAGUGUAAACAAACAAUCUUAUUCUCUGUUGUCUGAUUUGGCAAAAAAAAAUCUGAUGCACACUCUACUAUACUUGACAAGUAAUCUCUCACAAUUAACAUAAGAACCGGCCUGGGAUAACUGAAAAUAAGCUUUGAAAACUUUAGCCAAGCUCGUAUUUUGCAAAAAAAGUUGAAGGUACUAAUUUGUGGUUGAAAAUAUGGAAAUGUACAGAAUUAGAGGAAACGUAUGUAACAGAUUGAAUGUCAUUGAAUGGUUCAUUGUAAAUAAUUUUAUUUUUGAAUUAAGUAUAUUGUUUUUAAAAAAAAAUUAUAUCCCUCAGAGGAUAGCUUACUACCAGUACCAAAAAAUAUUUCCAUUGUGUGAUUCUUGAAUUAAUAAAACCUUUCCUACUGCAGAU